GCCUGGGGACUCACCUAUGCAAGCGAGCUCCCAGAGACAUGCAGCGUUGAGGACAUCCGGCAUUUCUGCAAUCCCAAAGUCGCUCAGCGCUGUUUCUGGACCACAGCGAGUACUACUCCCUCAUGAAGCACGCCAACGGUUCGAAGGGAGCCCGCUCCGCGAAAGCCAAGGGCAAGAAAAAUUAUGUCGAUGACGAGGAUGAAAGCUCCAGCGCCCUGAGCGCCUUUGACUCACCAGAGAGUGAGCUGUCCGGCGAUGACGAUGCUAGCAACAACGACAACGAUGCCCUCGAUGAAUACGACGACGAUGAAGAAUCCUCUGGAUACCGCAAGACUGCAAAGGCUAAGAAGCCGAAGGUCGCUGCUUCGACCGCCUCUGUCGAGCACCAGCCUGUCUUUCCGCCCAUGCACUUCACCACCAGCAGCAAGCUGGUGCCUUUCGAGGUCGUUCAGAUCCCUAUUGGUGAAAAGGACCUCAAUUCGGUCGAAAAACUUCUUUCAUAUCGCGUGCAUGACGAGGAGGAGCAGCUGUACGUCAAGUACAAGCAUCUGAGCUACCAUCACUGCGAAUGGAUCUCCAAGAGCGUCUACGAGAACCUGGAUCGCUUUGGAAAACAGCGAGUCCGGAGGUUCCUGGACAAGCCCCUCUAUGAAAGCCAGUGGAGCGAGGACGAGAUUUUCAAUCCCAGCUUCUUGAAGAUCGACCGCCUUAUCGACGAAGGCGAGUUUUCCGGCGAGGUUUACUAUCUUGUCAAGUGGGCCGCUCAGACGUACGAUCUUUCAACAUGGGAGUCGCAAAGCAUGAUUGAAAAGAUCGAUCCCGAAAAAAUCCAGGAGUACAUAGAGAAUAAGACCCUGAAGCACGCCAAGCUGCAGUCCUAUCAGAACCCUCACUACCGCCCAUCGCCCAAGUCCUGGAUCAGGCUUGAAGAAUCGCCAGUGUACAAAAACGACAACACUGUGCGCCCCUAUCAGCUCGAAGGCCUCAAUUGGCUCACAUUCUGUUGGUUCACUCGACAAAACAGCAUCCUGGCUGACGAGAUGGGCUUGGGCAAGACCGUUCAGUCCGUCGUGUUUUUGGACCAUCUGUACAUCAAACAGGGAAUCCAUGGGCCGUUCUUGAUCAUAACUCCCCUGUCAACCAUUGGAAACUGGGAACGUGAGAUCAAGGGCUGGAGCAACAUGAACUGCGUGGUCUACCACGGCAAGGACACUGCCCGCAAUCUUAUUGUCGAAACAGAGUUCUACUACCGUAACUUGCAGGGCAAUAUGAUCCCAAAUGUCUACAAAUUCGAUAUUAUCUUGACGACCUACGAAAUGGCCAUGUCGGGUGCUUCCCAGCUUAAGCCCAUCAACUGGCGAUGUGUGAUUCUCGAUGAAGCGCAUCGACUCAAGAACAAGACGUCCAAGAUUAGCGAGACCCUCAAGGGAUUCAAGAUGGAUCACCGAGUCUUGCUGACCGGCACGCCUCUGCAAAACUCACUCGAGGAGCUCUGGGCUCUCUUGAAUUUCCUGGAGCCAGAGAAGUUCGCAUCCGAGAAACAUUUCCAGAGCGAGUAUGGUUCUCUCAACAGCGCUGCUGAUGUGGAGCGCCUCCAAGGUCUGCUCAAGCCCCUGAUGCUUAGGCGCCUCAAAGAAGAUGUCGAAAAGUCCAUUCCUGUCAAGGAAGAAACGAUUGUAGAAGUAGAGCUGACGACUUCGCAGAAGAAGUGGUAUCGAUCGAUUCUAGAGAGGAACUUUGGAUGGCUCAAGCAGGGCACCCAGAGAAAAAAUGUCCCGAACCUGAUCAACACAAUGAUCGAGUUGCGAAAGUGCUGUAUCCACCCGUUCCUGUUGAAAGGUGCCGAGGAGUACAUUCACCAAGAGUCCGGUUCCCAAACGGCCGAGGAGCGAUUUAUGGAUCUCAUCGAGUCGUCGGGCAAGAUGGUUUUGAUCGACAAGCUGCUCAAAAAGCUCAAAGCCGGGGGCCACAAAGUCCUGAUCUUUUCGCAGAUGACGCGCUGUUUGGAUAUCAUUCAAGACUAUCUCCGUGGCCGUCAAUACGCGUUUGAGCGCAUUGACGGCUCAGUGCGUGGAGAUUUGCGUCAGGCAGCAAUCGAUCGCUUCUCUAGCAAAGAAAGCAAUAGCACCUUUGUCUUCCUGCUUUGCACCAGGGCCGGCGGAGUCGGAAUCAACCUCACAGCCGCGGACACGUGCAUCAUUUUCGACAGCGACUGGAAUCCACAAAAUGAUCUCCAGGCGCAGAGUCGAUGCCAUCGAAUUGGCCAAACCAAGCCUGUGCAGAUUUACAGACUGAUCACCAAGAACACCUACGAGCAAGACAUGUUCAACAAAGCGAGCAUGAAACUCGGCCUGGAUCGUGCACUGCUCCAGCGCAUGGAUGCAAGCGACGACAACGGCUCGGGCUCGCUGGCACCAUCGGCGCUCUCAAAGCAGGAAAUCGAGCAGCUCCUCAAGAAGGGCGCAUACGGUGCAUUCAUCGACGACGAGGCGAGCAAGCAGUUUUGCGCCGAAGAUAUCGACCAGAUUCUCGAGCGGCGCACCCAAACCAUUCGCCACGACAACAGCCAAGAAAAGAGCUCGAUCUUCUCCAAGGCCACAUUUGCUGUGUCGAACACUGGCAACGAGGUCGAUAUCAACGACCCCAACUUCUGGGACAAGGUCGCUGAGCAGGCCAAGUUGAAUGUCGUUGAGCAAGUCUCACCCUAUCAGACUCUGAUUAUCGACGAGCGGCGUCAGAGACGGCAAGUGCAGCGCUUUGGAGCUGAAGACGAGCUAUAUGGCGACGACGAUGACUACGAGGAAACGCGAAAGCGAACGACAGGCGACCCGAAGCUGUGGUCGCAGACGGAGAAAACCAAGAUGGAGCGCUCGAUCAUGGCCAAUGGAUUCGGCUGCUGGGAAAGGGUCGCCCCCAACUUUCCCCGCCGCUCUAUUAAAGAUCUCCAGGCAUGCGCCCGAGCCAUUAUAUUGCACUGUCUCAACCACGGACCCUCGGUGGAACCCGGGGUGGCCAAUGAAAUCAGCGAGAUCUUGAAUGUUCCGGUAGAGGCCCUGAGCGAGCGUAUCGAGGUGCCCUACCACCAAGCAACCAAGCGCCAGAUUGCGGAGUACCGCUCGCUUUUGAUCGACGCAUCUCCCGAGUAUCUCGACCAUCUUACCAAGAAAGCCAAGAACCUGAUCACCAGGGUCGUCAUGAUGCAUGAACUGCUAGAUAAGGUCAAGCCCACUCCAGGCAUGGAAAUGCCUAUAAUGACUUGCGCGCCCCCAGCCUCUUGGUGGGGUAUGGAUGAAGAUCGAGACCUGCUCGUCGGCAUCGCCAAACACGGAUACCAGCAAUACGAGAAGAUCAGAACCGACCCCGAGCUUUGUUUUUUCUCACGCAUCUUCAAGAACUCGGCAUCUGGCGAGAUGGAGUUGGACCAGCCCCUCGAAGACCCCGACGCCGACGAUGAUGUUGAUGCCGAUGUCGAUGACGAUGUUGAUGCUGAUGCUGAUGUCGAUGCCGAUGCCGACGCUGAUGUGGACAUGAAUGAUGUCGGAGAGAAGGUCAAAACGGCAUUUUCAAACGAUUUGGCAUCAUCUCCUCUCAAUGCGGCCACGGAUUCUACAAGGGCUGCCCAAUUGGGAAGCGACAAGCAGAGCGCCCCCGAUUCCAAACUUGCGGAACACACUUUCGUUGAUAAGCACGCCGUGACGGUCGAGAACGGCUCUGCAACUGCCAGGAGCAGCAACUCCGAGGACCCUGACGGCAGUGACCCUGUCAGAGACAGCGAGGCCCAAUCGGACGGCGAGUCCGAGGCUGUGUUCCCUUCGCCUAGUGAGCUUGGAUUCCGAGUUCGCAAGCUUCUGGCAGCGUUUUCGCGAAUGCAGCAGAGCGCUGCUCGCGUCGAAGCCAAGAAACAGCUCCAGAUCGAGAAGCAGCGGCAGCGUCAAGUGAGAGAGAUGCAACGAAUCAAGAACAAGGAAAAGGAGCUGAACAAGCGAGAGAAGCUUGAGUUCCAUCGAACCCUUGUCAACUAUGGCGUGGCCUACAUUGGCUUUGAUGAGCGAAGGCGAGACUGGGCUCGAUUCAAGGAGCUGUCUAAUUUGCGCAAGCCCGAUGACGUGCUGGACGACUAUUUUUUGACCGUCAUGGCGACUUGCCAGGAGCUCUGUGACCGCGCUGCGAUUGCUCUUCGAACCGAGAACGGCCCCGAGGACGACAGCAACAGGACCGAUGACAUUGACCGCUUUGGCAAGGACGAGUACAUUUCCUAUGACAAGGCCAAGAGGAUCUUGAAGCGUGUUACACUCCUCAAAAGCAUCCGUCUCGAGGUGCUCCCUAACCCCAUGCUGGACGAAAUCCUGCGCGCUGGAAAGCGGCACGCCCGCUCGGCCAUGCCAGCAUGGUACAUGCCAAAUCUUCACGACAAGCCCUUCCUGGAAGGCAUUGCCAAAUGGGGCCUUUGCCGCAGUGAUCUGAUCAUGGAAGAUCUCGAGCUUCCCUUCCGCAAACUCUUCUUACACCACCAGCAUCGCCAUGACGAAGUUGAGGAUGGCCCUCUGACGUUUGAUAUGUUUUGGAUGAAGGACGCCCUCGUCACCAAGCGCCUCGAGGUUCUCAUCGAGCUCGUGAGAAACCCUCCCAAGCCGCGUGGGCGACGCAGUCUGGCGACGAGCUCACCUUCGAAGGGUUCGGCUUCAAGGGGCAGCCGCGGUGGCAACGGCGCGAUCGACUCUGGUGACAACAGCGAUUCGGAUUCGUUUGCGCCGUCGAUGAGCCGCCCUUCAAAUGCGGCCGUGGUUCCCAGAUUCAAGCUCAAGAUCAACGACUCCUCAAGCAUCAUCAUCUCGUCGGGUCCCUCGACGCCGUCGACGACAGCAUCAAAAUCCAAGCAUUCGAGAAAGCGCAAGAGCGAUCUGCGAGGAUCGUCGCCCGACUUUGACAGUGGCGAAGACACUGACGAUAUCAUCACCAAAGCAAUGCGCAAGACGCGCACCUCCAGCCACGAUCCGUCGCGGGAUCUCUCGCUCUCGUCAGGAUCGGGAUCGGAGCAGUCAUCCGACGACGACCCGUCUGAUGCCGAAGGCGCAUCGCAUCGUAAAAAGAAGCGAAGUUCGUCGGGCCGAGAUAGCUCCGAGCGCAAGAAGAAAGAGAAGAAGCGACAUCGCCACCACGACGAGUCCGAUCCCGAGCGACAGGGCUCGAAAAAGUCCAAGAAACACAAGCAUAAGCACAAGCACAAGCACGAUAAAGAGAAGCGCCAUAAGCAUACCGACGAUGAUAUGCUGCUAAAGGACAAGGGCAUGGAGUUUGACCUCGAGUGAGCUCCUUCUGCCUGGAGUACUGAGACAUGUGCGGCCGCCAUCGUGCCGGUGCCGCCUCGCUGUGCCAUCUUCCGUGGUCGAGCUUGUCGACUGGAUCAAACUCGCACUUUUUUGCCAUCGUUAUCUGCGCUUUUCUGCACAAUUGGUGGAUCGUGGAUUUGCAGCUCGCUCCGUAAAGCAUAGACCCGGGCUACUCGUUGUAUCCUGCCCCGCCUGCUCUCAAUACAGCGAUGAUGAGAAUGUGGAUUUUGCAAAGA
Molecule: messenger RNA, 5566 nt
Organism: Polychytrium aggregatum
Lineage: Eukaryota; Fungi; Chytridiomycota; Chytridiomycetes; Polychytriales
Product: SNF2 family N-terminal domain-containing protein
Exons: 33
Coding region: 123-5309 (1728 amino acids)
Biological process (GO): regulation of gene expression; chromatin remodeling
Cellular component (GO): nucleus; chromatin
Molecular function (GO): ATP hydrolysis activity; ATP-dependent chromatin remodeler activity; histone binding
Source: RefSeq, a predicted model, not a curated record